Molecule: messenger RNA, 2487 nt
Organism: Cladophialophora psammophila CBS 110553
Lineage: Eukaryota; Fungi; Ascomycota; Eurotiomycetes; Chaetothyriales; Herpotrichiellaceae
Exons: 3
Coding region: 1-2487 (828 amino acids)
Molecular function (GO): protein binding
Source: RefSeq, a predicted model, not a curated record
AUGACCGACCCGUUUUCGAUUGUCACUGGGGUUGCUGGUCUUCUUUCCCUGGCCGGCACCGUCAUCAGCCAAUGCUAUUGUUAUGGCUGUGCGGUGGCUGAGGCUCCGGAUGAAGCAAGGCGACUGGUGUCUGAAGUCACCAGUCUGAAUGGCAUCUUAUUAGGUGUACAGGGACUGGCUGCCCAAAUGGACAUACCAGAAUAUCAGCUAGAGUCGGCACUGAAGGACUGCAAGCUUGUGCUAGAAAGCGUGUCAACGAAGUUGCACAUGUUCUCCCCUGCGUCAAGCAAAUCGCCAGGUAAACGCGCAAUCAAUCGCCUGCUCUGGCCACUCCGCAAGAACGAGACUCAGGAAUUUAUCACAGCCGUCGAGAGACACAAAAACUCAAUAUCCCUCUCUCUAAACUCGCUUUCAGUGGAAGCGCUUAUGAACCAGAGUGCAACUCUGGAGACUGUCUCAGAGACCCUAACAGAGAUUAAAUACAACAAUGCAGAGCAGGAACGAAGAGACAUCUUCCACUGGCUCUGCGAGCAUCAUUAUGAAGCCCAAUUUGAGCGCGCAUACCAGCUUUAUUGCUCCAACACAUGCAACUGGCUCCUCAAUGAUCCUGCAUUUCUGGACUGGUCCAAAGCCAGAUCUUCUCUGCUCUGGAUGCACGGCCAGGCAGGUUCUGGGAAGACUAUAGCCACAAGCUACCUCAUCCAUCACCUGAUGGACACAAAAACGGCGGACUGCCUAUUGGCCUAUUUUUACUACGAUGCAAGUACGAUUGAAAGUCUGACAUCAGAGACUUUCUUUGGUGCCAUUGUCAAACAGUUCUGCUCAGAACUCUCACAACUGCCUGACCAACUUGUUGAUACCUAUAGGCGAGCUUCAAGUCGUCUCGGGAGCCCCAAACAACCAAAUCUAACCGAGUUGAAGUUGUUUCUGCAGCUACUGCUAGAAAGUACGCAUUCGGCAACAAUUUUCAUUGACGGUCUAGACGAGUCCCCCAAUUACUCCGUGGUAUGCGACUUUCUGACUUCAAUCGUGUCAUCCGGCAGAUACCCCCUACGUGUUUUCAUCAGCAGUCGACCGGAGGUACACUUGCGUCGAUAUCUCGUUAGAUUCCCAGACAUUCCUGUCCCCGAAGAAGCGACUGAACAGGAUAUCAGUGUAUACAUCAAGAUGAGAAUACAUACUGACCCAAGGCUUCGGCGCAUGAGCGAGAAGAUGAAGGAUCUUGUCGAGCUAACCCUGCGAACAGAUUCUCAUGGAAUGUUUCGCUGGGUACAAUGCCAACUAGACGAAAUGUCGAGGCUGAGGACCGAUGCUGCUUUGAAGCAAGCGCUCAAUCAGCUCCCCCCUGGCAUCGAAGACUCAUAUUUGCGAAUCCUCGACAGUAUUGCUCGUGAAGAUAUUUCGUUUGCGACACGGACGCUAUUGUGGCUUGCUCAUGCCUCUACACCGCUGACCCUAACGGAGCUAGCUGAAGCUGUGGUUCUUGAGCCUGACUUUGACGAAUUGGAUCCGGACUCGACACUCAAUGAUCCAAGCGAUGUUCUCGAAAUCUGCCGCAGUCUGAUCGCCUUCAAUCCUGUUUCACAGACAGUCCGCAUUGCCCAUCACUCCGUUCGAGAGUAUCUCACUGGGCGACUCGAUCAGGCCUCUGAGUUCUAUAUUCCUGCACAAGCGUCGCACCGCACCAUAGCGGAUGCUUGCAUUCGCUACCUGCUUCUUGAAGACUUUUCAGCUGGGCCGUUGUUCAGAGCAGACUUCAUGUGGACACUCUCAGCGUUCCCUCUUCUCCGAUAUGCGGCUCAGAAUUGGCCAUUUCAUGUGCAGAUGUCGGGCGCGGAGACUGAGUUACUUCCUCUCAUUCGAAGAUUAUUGACCACGCAUUCAAACCCCAAAUUUCUCUUCUGGCUCCAAGUUGUCCUCUUUGACUCGUGGCAUGGCUACCUUCACCCUAACACGGACCUGGAAAUCGCUAGGCCUCUCUACUAUGCUGCAUCCUACGGCUUGGCAGAGACUGUGAGAAGUCUUGCGCAAGCGGGCGCUGAUCUAGACGAACGGGCUGGCAGAUAUGGCGGUACAGCGCUACAUGCUGCCGUGUGGCGGAAGCAACCAGAAAUAAUCGAUGUUCUUGUAGAAGCUGGCGCCGACCCAACGAUGACAGACUACAACGGAGUUACACCAGCCGAACUCUCUCUAUUCAGCGGGACAAAGUUCUACAAAAAUAUUUACAGGGAGAAGCGCGCCAAGGGAAGCCUGGCACCCUUGGUUGAAAGCGUCCUCCGGUUACGAGAAAAAGAGCUCGCCGUGUCCACGGCCAUGACUGUCCAGGGGUUCAAGUCUGACCAGGAUGACGGCCCGAAACCAGGCGUUGUCACACUUCGAGUGAUCAACGAGACUUUGGAUGAUAAGCAUUCAGUCAGUCAUAACCCGGCGGAGCUGUACUUGCCAUCUAUACCGACAGGAACCGUCCAGCGCUCUGAAGGAAGUUGA